UCAUCAGUCCCAAUUAGUUGAUAAGACUUUUCUUAGCUUAGAAAAACAUAUGUAAACGCCACAACCGUAGUAAAAUAAUUAUGUAUGGCGGGAAAGUUGCGUAAUGUCUCGUGAGUUUAUAUUUGACAUUUGAAAAUAUAAAAGCAUGCUCUAAGUUGCCUGAAACUAAAUAUUAAAAGAAAAGUCAAGUAAUCAUGAGACCCUACCAGAGAGGCAGAGGGCGUGCCCGUAGUAAGUUUGGCGGCAACAGUUUCAGAGGACGUGGCAGAGCAAAGACUAGAGAAGCUCAGAGAGAUAGACCAGGAUGGAAUACUGAUGAUAUAGGGUUUAAGGAUACACAAGAAAUAUUUGAUAAAAGUCACUUUAGAAAUUCCCCACGAUCAAAUCUGUAUGAAACGUCAGAUGAAACAAGCUAUUGCCAUAGGAAUUUUGAGGAAAAUUCAGGUAGUCUGGAGCAAUGUUAUGAUAGAGAUGAUUAUAGUAUUGUAGGUAGGGAAAGGCAUGCUAGUGAUACAUUUGAAUAUUUAGAUAGGGGUCGUUACAGCAGAGAUAAUGCUGAAUUUGCUGACAAAGAAUAUGAUCGGUAUUAUGAGAGAGACAAUAUAAAUGAACGUAGAGAUAGAGACGUUAACUUUGCUGAAGGUGAUAGAGGCAGUUGUAGCCGAGACAAUGAUAUUUAUGAAAACAGAACUUAUAAUAAAGAUUUAAGAGACCCAUAUGAUGCCAGAAGUUAUGAUAUGGGAGAUAACUUUGAAUUUCAGCAUAGCAAUGAUUAUGAUCGAAGGGAUUUACAUGAUUAUCAUAACAGAGAAACAGAUGACAAUGAAUGUCAGUACUAUAAUGAGACAAGAGUGCAUGAUGCUAGAGAUAGAAGAAGGAAUUUUAAAAGAGCAGGAUAUGAGGACCUCCAUUUCAGUAAUCCAAAACAAGAAAGAUACAAAGACAGAAACUGGAAUAAAAGGAAUUUUUCUGAAGAUAAAAAUGAGAGAACUGAUACUUAUAAACCUUUAGAAGAAAGUGUUGUAAGCUCUCAAUCAAACCAAAGUAGUUAUGAUUGGCCAACAAAUGAAUCUGGUAUUAAAAUGGCUAUAGAAUUCUUGAAAAAUAAACCUACUGAUGUUUGCUCUGAAAGUAAAGAAGAAGAGUCAGUUAUAGAUCCAGAUUUUGCGGAAGAACUGAAAAAUUUGCCUGUAAUUAAACCAGAGUUGUUAGGAAAAGAGGCAGUUGAAGAUUUAAUAUCUGACUUACUAAAUUUACUGCUAAAAAACGGUGGAGAAUAUACAGUAGCAGGUUUAGAAAAAGAAUUUGUAAGUACUGUCAAGCAUCGAUUUAAAGAUGAUAAAGUUUUGAAACCUUUUUUACAGAAAUACCCAAAAGUGUUUGAAUUUGAUACGGAAAUUGCAAAUAAUGAAGAGGGUGGAUUGAGCACUGAGGGAACUGAAUUAGUUCGUGCAAAAUCAGAUGUGAAACUGUGCCAGGCUCAUUCAAAUCAUCCAAAAUCUUGCCAGGGUGACUGUGAUGCACUUCAUAUUUGUAAAUUCUAUGUUCUGAGUUCUUGUGACAUGAUGAGAUGUAAGUUUGGACACAACUUGAGUGAUGAUCACAAUAUAGAGGUACAACAAAAAUUUUACCUUCAUAGAGUAGAAUUACCAAACUUGUGUCUUUUACUCCAACAUGAUGCAAACAGAUGCAGGGUGACUGUCCCUAUUAUAUGUCAUUUCUACAACAGUUUAAAAGGGUGUAGGACCAAAGAGAAAGUAGGAAAUCAACAACAGCAGCAAAAAUGUCCAUUCCUUCAUAUUUGUCGCAGUUUUGUUGAAGGUCGUUGUAAUAUAUGGUCCUCAUGUCGUCGAAAUCAUAGUUUACUACAGGGAAAUGUGUAUGAAAUCCUUUGCAAAUAUGGUUUAGAUCCAAGAGUUUUAGUUGAUGGAUUGACCAGAGUUUUAGCAUUAUUGAAAUGGUCAUUAAAUGAUUUUAAAGAUGAACUUGUAAAGACUGGAAGAAAGUGCUCGUCAAAUCGAUUGGGGAUGGAUGAUGAAAAACCUGACCAUACGAAAGAAAGGCUGAAAAGAAAGGUACAAGUUGGUGGUGAUGAUGUUAUUUCAGUCAAAAUUCAGAAAGUAAUGGAUACAAGCCUGAGUUCAAUAUCAAGUGAGACCAAUUCACAGGAAACAAGUAUAGAUGAGAAGAGAAAUGUGUGUAUGGCAGCAAAAGAUUUGAUAGAGGAUACAGCAUUGAAAUUAGAAAAGGAUGGUGCUACUUCUGCAGGAAAACAAUAUAAUCCUAAGAAAAAUUCAAAAUCUUCUGCAGUUUUGAAUAAUGAGACAGCAACCAAUAAGGUUCAAAGAAAGGAUGAGGCCACCACCAAUCAGCUAUCAUUAAAGAGCGAGACUACAACCAAGCAGGUACCAGAUAAUGAUGAUAAUGCAACUAAUCAGAUUCCAUGCUGGUCUAUUGCUGACAACAAUAAAUGGACAGAAAUUUCACAGAAUACCAUCAAAGAUUUGGAAACUAGAUAUCAAAACUUUCUGGCAGCAAAAACAGCAACAGUGCUAGUUGAUGGAAAAUACUUUACAGUUGAUUUUAACAAACUAUCAGGCUGCUAUUCUGGAAGUGCGGCUAUUGUCAAACUAAAAAGAGCAAUGGUAGAAGAGCCAAAUAAACCAUAGUUUAUUGAAGAAGAAUUUAAAGAAAAAUUAUUAAAUAAUUGAAAGAAGUACAUGUAAAUGAGAAAUCCUGGAAUAAAGUGACAUUGGAACAAAUGGUUAUACCUUCUACAAAGAAAGGAUACAUACAGAAUUCAAGAUUGUCUAACUCCAAAAAGGAAAGUAUUUUAAAAAUGUACUUAAUGAAUAUGAAAUAUAGUAUAGUAUUAAGAAAUUACCAGAACAGUAUUACAAAACAUUGCCAAAGGUAUAAUAUUAGGUUUGAAAUAUUUCAUUUGUUUAUCUUGUCAUCAUCAACACUAUCUGCUGUUAGGAAUGAAUUCUGAAUUGAGAAAAGUUUGAUUUUGAAGUAAAUUUGUGGGGAUCAACUUCUGUCCCUGAUCUAACAACAAUAAUGACCUUCCAAAGAAUCCAGGACAGAAAAAAAAGCUAUUUCAGCAGUGUAAUUAUAUUUCAAGGAAAAUAUGUUUAUCAUGUUUAUAUUGUAAAAAAACGUGUGUGUAUAUAUACUUGCACUCAUGCAAAGAACCUUUAUGUGAAGGAAUAUCAACAAAUUAUAUUAAAGAUAUUUUUUGAUUGGCAUCCAAUUGCUAUCCAAAAACAAAUGUGCUGCGAAAAAAAAUGUCAUGAUAACCCUAAAGAAGAUAAUGUGCUUUAGAAGAAGUAGGAAUUGAAAAUCAUGCUUUAUUACUAAAAAAAUGUUUGCAAUGAACAUAAAUUCAUUGGAGAAAACGGCAUUGUUCAUUGCACUGUUCAGUACAAUAUCAUAUAAUAGUAAAAAUUGUGAUGUCUAUGUGGAUUCAAAAAUAAAUGCUCUUCAGUGCCUUCCUUUGGUCUAAAAUAUAAAUGGCUCUAACAAUGGAGAUAAACACUAUAACAAGUGUGAAAAAGCUGCCUAUUCUGUGGAAAAAUGAUAAGUGAACAUUCGUAAACUGAGAGGAGGAAGGUGAAAGAAAAAUUACAGUAAUAUUAGAAAAAUCCAAUCGCUGAUAUUUAGUAACUGUUUCUCAAUUUUACAAAGUAUACAUAUUAUAUACUUGUGUAUUUAUGUACAUUAUUUGUAAAUAAAUUUCUGAAAAUAAAAAAAAUAACUUGAUACAACAUUAUGUAGACACUAAAAAGCAUACAGAAAAAUGUAUGUCAUGGAGGAUUCAAAGCACAAUCAAAUGUAUACAAAGAUAGAAAAGAAAAUGAAGGAGUGAAACAAGAUUCUUGACCAAUAACAAUUAAAUGUGUCUGCAAGGCAGGUGUUUAAUAGAUUUUUUAAAGUGAUGUAUGUUCAGGAUGUUGAAAUUGAAAAAAAGGAAUGAUGCAUCGAGUGUAAAAUAAUGCUUUGGUGAAAAAGACAUGGAAACCAGAUGCAUUGGAAUAUAUAUAUGGUAAAAUUGGAACGGAGGACAAAAAGAAGUCUUAAAAUUAUUAUAUUGAAUGAAAAACUGAUGUGUUCCAAAUUUAAAACGCUAUGUAAAACACAAGGAAAUAAUAUAGUAGAGGGAGAAAGAAAUAUUUUACAUUGGAUAUAAAAUGUCUGAUUGUGUCUAAUUAACUAAUGAUGCACAGAAAGUUGUUAAACAUUUUUUUUGUAAGAAACUAUUUUUAUACCAGUUUGACACUUUCAUCAAAAAGAACAAGUUGACAUUUAAGGUUAUUUACCAAUUUUCUAUUUCCUGAGAUUUUACUAUAUUUGAAUGUUAAAAGUCAUUUUUUUGUGUAAUUUUUUUAAUACAACUUGAAAUCCACCAUUAUUGAUCAAUCCUCUG
Messenger RNA from Mytilus trossulus (common blue mussel), 4426 nucleotides. RefSeq lists its product as uncharacterized. Gene Ontology annotation, molecular function: NAD+ poly-ADP-ribosyltransferase activity; NAD+-protein mono-ADP-ribosyltransferase activity. NCBI's taxonomy places the organism in Eukaryota, Metazoa, Mollusca, Bivalvia, Mytilida, Mytilidae. Gene Ontology annotation, cellular component: nucleus. The record is from RefSeq and is a predicted model, not a curated record. The transcript has 3 exons. The coding region runs from base 195 to 2669 and encodes 824 amino acids.